Messenger RNA from Empidonax traillii (willow flycatcher), 1375 nucleotides. Its product is annotated as left-right determination factor 2-like. Lineage: Eukaryota; Metazoa; Chordata; Aves; Passeriformes; Tyrannidae. Gene Ontology annotation, molecular function: transforming growth factor beta receptor binding; cytokine activity; growth factor activity. Bases 272 to 1363 code for a protein of 363 amino acids. The record is from RefSeq and is a predicted model, not a curated record. Gene Ontology annotation, biological process: SMAD protein signal transduction; BMP signaling pathway. The transcript has 4 exons. Gene Ontology annotation, cellular component: extracellular region.
CCCCCUAUACCUUCUUGUAUUAACUUUGCAGUGGAUGAAGGUGUUAAACUGGCAUGUGUCUACCAACAGGGGAGUGAUCCUUUCAAGUCCUCUUCUUCGUCCCCACUUGUGAAAUUUGUUGUGCCAGUGGGACGAGGCUGGCUAUAAAACCCCAGUGCAGGGGAUCUCUGUCCAGCUCAGGCAGCCUGCCAGCACAUCUCUGCCGAGAUCAGCCUCAAGGGGUUCCACUUCAUCUCUGUCAGGCAGGCAGCUGCUUCGCUGAUUGAGGAGGAUGGACCUGAGGUGCACCUGGAUGCUUUGCAUGCUCUGCCUGGUCAUCACGGUCCAAGCAUUUACCCAAGAAGGGUUCAAGGAGGCUUUCCUGAAGCAGCUGGGGCUCUCUGAGAUCCCUAAACUUCAUAAGAGAGACUUGGCGGAUCUGGUUAUCCCAGACCACGUCAAGAACAAGUACAUCUCCAUGCUGAAGCGCCAGAGGGUGAAGCGCCGAGCUUUGCCUAGCCUGGCUGGCAUCCUCAGGGGGAUCCCUGGCAACGCAGGUGUGCCAGGAGAAGUCCUCUACUCAGACACCACCAGGCGCCAGAACCUGAUCUUUGACAUGGAAGGCAGAAUACCUAAAAACAGUGAAGUCACAAUGGCUGAACUAAAACUCUUCAAGAAGCCUCUAGACAGAACAAACCUUCCUGCCAGGCAGUCUCACAGGCCUGUCUCCAACGCCAGAGUCAGCGUGUACUGGGUUCAAAGGCAGCACGAUGGUACCAACAGGACCUCCCUGAUCGACUCCAGGCUGGUUCCUAUUCGUGAGUCGGGCUGGAAGAACUUUGACGUGACACAGGCUGUGCAUUACUGGCUGCGAAACCAGAGGAGGGAGCCAAUGUUCCUGGAGGUCUGGAUCGAAGGAGAGAGGGUGGGCAGCUAUGCCUCGGAAAUGGCCAAAGCUGUGCGUUUCACCUCUCAGGAUCCCCAGGAUAAAGCCCUAGGCAAACCUGAACUGGUGCUUUACACCCUCAACCUGGAAGACUAUGAGGGCCCUGGGGACUGCAGGGAGGAGGCGAUGCUGGGCAAGUCUACCUGCUGCCGGCAGGAACACUACGUCAGCUUCCAUGAGCUCUCCUGGGCACGCUACUGGAUCAUCGAGCCGGUGGGCUACCAGGCUUACCGGUGCUCGGGGGGCUGCCUGCAGCCCCCCAGCCCUCUGUGGCACUUUGGGUACGGGGAACGCACCUGCGCCGUGGCAGAGAGCUCCUCACUGCCCAUGAUAUACCUGGUCAAGAGGGGCAACCGCACCGAGAUUGAGGCGGCCGAGUUUCCCAACAUGAUCGUCGAGAGGUGCAGCUGCGUCACGGAUGGCAUGGCGCUGGUGUGAGGAGUGGGUGGC